This is a messenger RNA of Solanum lycopersicum (tomato), 1622 nucleotides long. Its product is annotated as loganic acid O-methyltransferase-like. Gene Ontology annotation, biological process: methylation. NCBI's taxonomy places the organism in Eukaryota, Viridiplantae, Streptophyta, Magnoliopsida, Solanales, Solanaceae. Gene Ontology annotation, molecular function: S-adenosylmethionine-dependent methyltransferase activity. The record is from RefSeq and is a predicted model, not a curated record.
UUUAUUAGAGUAUGGGGGAUGAAGGUGGACAAUAAAUCUUGUUUUGAUUUUCCCAAGGAAAAAAAUAAUAUCCUUGCUCACAUAUUACAAGAACUUACAAAAUACAAGGAUAACGUCAAUUAAAAAAUGCUACUACUACUUGACAAUUAAAUAAUAACCCUACCAUAAACUGAAUUAAAAAAUGCUAUUUUUUUAUAUUAAAAAAAAAUAUCCUUUUUGUGAAUCCCUCUAUUAAACAAAUUAAGUCAACUCUAUCUUAAAAGUUUUUUAAUCCCAUCCACAUAUUAUAUAGGAGAAGAUCAAGAAGGGUAUUAUGAGCAAGAAUUAUUCAAAAUGACAACAUCUUUCCCUAUGAAUGGUGGUGAUGCUGUUUAUAGCUACUCCAAAAACUCCCAAAUACAGAGAGAAGUGUUAGAUGGUGCAAAGGAGAUGAUGAAAGAAGCAAUUAUUAAAAAUCUUGACAUCAAAAACAUGUUUACUUAUUCUUCAAACACAUUUAAUAUUAUAGAGUUGGGAUGUUCAAUUGGACCAAACACAUUCAACUCAAUGCAACAUAUUGUACAAGUUGUAAAGGAAAAGUGCCAUGAUAACAAUCUUGAAUUCCAAGUAUUUUUCAAUGAUCAUGUCAACAAUGAUUUCAACACCCUCUUUCGAUCACUCCCUAUCGAUCGAUCCUACUAUGCAUGUGGAGUUCCAGGAUCUUUUCAUGGUAGAUUAUUUCCAUCGCGAUCCAUACAUUUUGCACAUUCUUCUUGUGCUAUACAUUGGUUAUCUAAGGUUCCAAAAGAAUUGUUAGAUGAAAAAACCCUAGCAUGGAAUAAGGGAUUGAUUCACUAUGUUGGUGCAUCAAGUAUUGUAGUGAAUGCUUAUGUUGCUCAAUUUGAAAAGGACAUGGAAAUGUUCUUUAAUGCAAGAGCUGAGGAAAUUGUCCCUGGAGGAAUGAUGGUGAUUCUUUCACCAUUUUCGGGUUAUCGUUACCUCAAUUUUUUUGGCUCUACUCUUAUGGAUUUGGUAAAUGAGGGAAUGCUAGAUGAAUCUCUAGUUGACUCAUUCAAUGUGCCAGUGUAUUUUCCCUCUAUUGAAGACAUGACUAAAGUGGUGGAGAAAAAUAAUUUUUUUAGCAUUGAGAGAAUAGAAUUAACAUAUCCUAAAUCAAAACUUGUGGAUGAGGCUGAUGCAAAGACUUUAAUUAUAAACCUAACAGCUGUUUUACAACAAGUUUUUAUCAAUCAUUUUGGGAAUGAAAUAACAGAAGAAACUUUUACAAGGACUAUACUCAAAAGUGAAGAGAUCUCAGCAUGGAUGAAAAUAAAUUAUGAAAAAGCAUGUCAAUUAUUUGUUGCUUUAAAGCGGAAAUAAAUUAUUUUUUUGUCAAAGAUAAGGUCUAUGGAGAUGGACAUGACAUGCAUAUGUAAUAGGACAAGUUUCUUUUGUGUGUUUUUUUUCUAAUAAUUAUUUUGGAUUUUUCCCCUCAUUUUCCUUUAUUUAUGUGCUAUAUAAAGAAAAUUGAGAAGUUUUUUUAUUAAUAAUCCUUAUGUCUAGUGCUAAUGAACAACAAUAGACAUGUAACACUAUAUCUACUUAUUGAGUGAAAAGAUACCACUUUUUUGGAGUGCUUGUGA